This is a messenger RNA of Globicephala melas (long-finned pilot whale), 4706 nucleotides long. RefSeq names its product F-box and leucine rich repeat protein 8 (gene FBXL8). Gene Ontology annotation, biological process: SCF-dependent proteasomal ubiquitin-dependent protein catabolic process. The record is from RefSeq and is a predicted model, not a curated record. Lineage: Eukaryota; Metazoa; Chordata; Mammalia; Artiodactyla; Delphinidae. Gene Ontology annotation, cellular component: SCF ubiquitin ligase complex. Gene Ontology annotation, molecular function: protein binding.
UUCGUCGUCGGGGCCGCGCCAUCGCGCUGCGCAUAGAGCAGGAGGCCGAGGGCGGCGCCGAGGAGCAGCGUGAGCGACGCUUCUCCGCGUAGGCGCAGCCUCCGCCUCAUGUCCGUCUGGCAGGCGCCCGCGGCCCCUGCGGAGAGACUCAGUCAGGGGCUCAAGACAAGGAAGCCAGCAGCCGGCAGGGGCUCCGGCCCCGCCCUCCCCGGGGGUAGGGCGCGGGAGGCCACACGCCUGGGGUCUCCAGCUGCCGGCUGUUCAUCCCCCUCCGUUGUCCUCCUACUUUGGGCCCUGACCCCCCACCGGGAUGGGCACCCUGAAAGGGCAAGAAGUUCCUCCUAAUAGCCGACUCCCACCCUCUCAGCUCCGGCCUAGCACGGUGCCCCAGAGCCAGAUCAGGGAGACGCGGAGCCUCGGCCCCACCCUCUUCCCGCGUUGAGGCUGAAUCCCUUCUACUCAUCCCUACCCACCACGGAGGUCCUUGGGAUCCUGAUACACGUUCGGCCCUUGGGAGCGGCGUGGCCCCGGAUGCCGGGGCCUCCGGGGCUCAGCGCGGGGUCCCAAGGGCGGCCAUGGACGGGGCCUGGGCCAAAUGCAACGUUGGCAGGAAGGGGGGCCGGGGCCGCUGCCACGUGACCCUACAGCUGUGUGCGCCCGGACAUCUGGAGCUCAGUCAGCUCCGCCCUGGCGCUGCCGGAGCGCUGUCUCCGAGUGGAGACUAAUCUCUGAGAGGGAUCCUCACGGUCAGCUCUCUCUGGGAAGCUCAAAGAGGUGAGUUCUGGUCUCCGUGCAGACUCAGACUUCCCAAUUCUGCCUUUCCGGGGGACGGGAAGAAGCACUAACCUUUCUGGUUAGUUUCCCUACCCCUGCCUCUCCGGAGCAGAAAGGGCCUGGGCUGGGCAGGAGCCCCAGCGCAGGAGGGCUUGGCAUCGACCCCUCCCAGGCCAUCCUUGGAAGUGCCUCUCCUCAGCUUUCCAGGAGCCCUGGUUCUGCAAGACAGCGUCCAAAAAGUGCCCCGGAUACAUGGCUGCCUCCUUUCUCCUGGCUCUGCCAUGCCCGCCAGCAGACACACCACGCACACAAGGACCAACAAAACUGCGUGUGCAAUUCUCACAACCCUGGCAGCAGCUGUCAUUGAUUAUGCCCAGAUGGGGACGCUGCCCCUCAGGGAGUUAAGUGACUUGCCCAGGAUCGUACAGGCAGAAGGCUGUCCACACCAUGUCCCAGAAACAGCCCCCACCUAGUAACCUUUUCCCCGACUCCAGUGGACACUCCGCAGCUUUGACAGAUUUGCAGCCUCCAUCACAGCAGGCUCAGCGGCCGGUUCACUGCAGGGGAAGUGGGAAGCGGAGUGAGCUCGGGACACCCUUCCAUUUCCUCCCCGCGACUAUCCCGCGCAGACCUCACCCCUCCCCAAACUCCAUCCUCCCGAGGAUGCUGCCUCUGCUUCUCUCCGGGAGUCUCACCUACGGGCUGACCAUGGAACAGAAAAGUCUGGCCAGACGGCGGCGGCGGCGGCGGCGGUGGCUUCUCCUCCGACGGAGAGGGUGCCAGAGACUGCGAGGGGGCCGGAGCGCCCUCCACGUCGCUCCCUUGGCCCCCCGAGCCGCACGUCAGAUUCCUGAGCGCAUCCUCCAACUCUGUUAGUUCCUCAUCCCGGAGCCGGUCGGGCUAGGGAGGGGAGUGCGGCGUCGGUGGGGGUCUUAGCCGCGAAUCCCCACCCCACCCUGGCCCCAGCCCGGCCGCACCUUCUGGGCGAAGAUGCAAUUCAAACAGCGCUCCUCGUCGGUCAGCAAGGCAUCUAGCUGCUCCGCGCCGGCGCGCAGCUCCAGUUGCAGCGACACGGAGUGCAGGGUCAGCUCCGCCGCCAAGCACCCUUGCAGCGCGGCGCGCAGUGCCCCCUCGCGGUAGGUGCGGAGGAAGCGGCCGCAGGCCUGGCGCCCGCUGAAACGCAACUGCACGAUCAGCUGCGGAUCGCUGCGGUGGAUCUUGAGCAUCUGCAGCACGUCAGGGCUCCCGCCACUCUCUGCGAAGGCAGGCAGUCAGGUGGCAUGUGGUCCCCCUGCGGGGCCAUUCUCCAAGAGGCCGGAGGACGGAUGAAGCCCCAGAUCUGCCCCCAGACCCUAACGUGAGAGCCAAAGCUGGGACAGUACCUGGGAAGGGGCGCUCCAGCAUCACCCAGACCUGGCAAGAAAAAUGAUACUUGAUAACCCUACCCUGCGUCUGAGCACAGGGAUGUACCUUUUGAGCACCCCCCCCAUAAUCUUUUGGUAGAAGACAUAUUAAUACUUGUGUGUUUACCCAAAACCAUAGUCUGGAAAUUAACAGGAAGUUACCAUUGUUUACCUCUGUUGGGGAAGGGGGAGACUUGGUGUGAUCUUUAUUUUCACUGUAUUUAGCAAUAUUCUACUUUAUGUAAACCCCGUAGAUGCAGUCCUGCCCGAAGGGGUGGGUAAGUAAGGGUGGUAGUCUCCCCAGCAGGCCUACCUGCGAGACAUUGAAAACCUGGAGGAGGGGGGAAGCUCCCUCACACUCACUACGACUGGACAAAUGGGAGAAGUCAAACAGAAGUCAAACAGGCCUGCCAGGCUAAAGGUCGAGAAGGACAGACAACCUUUGAGAAGCGGCCGGGGCCCUUGGCUCGUUUCGCGCCCUUGGGAACUCCUUUCUACGUGUCCUUCCAAAGAAGCCCCUCCUCGGGAAGCCCCGCGCCCCACCCACCCAGAGUCCGCCUCUCUGCGGGCGGGGCCGGGCUGGGUUCUAGGAACUCUUAGCUGGGUACCGACUCAAGAAAAUGUGCCCCUAUGACCGGGAGCCAGCCGGUGCAGCGUUCUAUUAACACGGCCUAACAGUCCCCGGGUAGCCCCACCUCUGGCCGGGUGGACGGUGAAGGCCUGCUGGCGGGCGUGGCCCCUCAAGGACUGACAGGCUGAGAGUCCCAGCAUCCUACUCAGCUGGGCCGCUCCCGAGCUCUCGAGGGGAGCUCCCCGGCCUCCCUCGUUCUGGAGUUCUGCUCUUGCUACUGGCCGGGGAGGGCAAAGGGUUUCUGCUCAAAUAUCUGUUCAGAAACAGCCCCACCCCGUCCUCUCACCCACAGGGUCCUGCCGCCCCUUGAAAUCCCCUAACUGGGACAAGGAACUUUCGGGGACCAAGGUCCGUACCCUCUCUCCCUCCUCCCACGGAAACAGCCCAAUAGGCCACCACCACCACCUGACCCGAGCAGCCGCGGAUGACAACCGCGCCGCGCCCAUGCUUCCGAGCCAGGAUCCACCUCGGCUCCUGCCGGCACUGGGAAGCCCACCCACCCUCUGCACUAACCUGGCCGCCUCGGCUCGUCCCGGAUUCCCACGCCCGCCCGGCUCCACUGGAUUCGCGCUGCUUCCGGGUGUGCGCGGAGCGCAGGGGCGGCGCCCCAGUGCGAGCCGCCCCUUCUGUCCCGGCGUCCCGCCCCUCGGGCUCCCCGCGGUUCCUUCCCACCACUGUCCUCCGCCGCCAGUCCCCAGUCUCUGGGCAAAACCCACCUGGUCCGCUGAGCAGCGGAACCCCCACCCUGCUCCCGGCCAUGGCGGAGCCUGGAGAACAACUGCCGGAGGAGGUACUGGCACUCAUUUUCCGUCACCUGCCCCUGCGGGACCGCGCCGCUGCCGCGAGGGUUUGCAGAGCUUGGGCUGCCGCUGCCACCUGCAGCACUGUGUGGCACAACACGAACAUCAGUUGCGACUGUGAGCUAGAAGGCAUGCAGCCGCAGUACCUGUCCGCUUGCCUGGACCACGUUCAGAAUCUACGUCUGGAAUUUGUGCCGUCCAGGGAGCCGAGCCGCCUGGCGGCCAUAGAGUUGCUGACCGCACUGGCUGGCCGUAACCCCGAGCUGCGAGGCCUGUGCCUGGAGUGCCGCGGAGAAAAGCGGCUCUUCGACUCGGGUCGCGACGUCCUGGACGCCGUGCACGCCCUCUGUAGGGCCGCCCGCGCGCUGCGCCACCUCGACCUAAGGCGCUUGCCCUUCACACUGGACGACGCGCUGGUGCUGCAGGUGGCACACGGCUGCCCGGAGCUCUGCAGCCUUUUCCUGGAUAACAGUACGCUGGUGGGCAGCGUGGGGCCAGGCUCCGUGCUGGAGCUACUAGAGGCCUGCCCCUGCCUGCGCGCCCUCGGCCUGCACCUGGCCAGCCUGUCGCGCACCGCGCUCGAGGCACUGGCGGCGCCAGACCGCGCACCUUUUGAGCUCCUGGCCCUGCGGUGCGCAUGUCCCGAAGACGCACGCGCGUCGCCCCUGCCUAAUGAAGCCUGGGCCGAGCUGAGCCGCCGCCACCCUGGACUGGCCGUAGAGCUGGAGCUGGAGCCGGCUCUGCCUGCCGAGAGCGUGACACGCGUCCUGCAGCCUGCUGUGCCCGUGGCUGCGCUGCGCCUCAGCCUCUCUGGGGACACCGUAGGCCCGGUGCGCUUCGCAGCGCGCCACUACGCCGCAACCUUGCGCGCGCUCGAGGUGCGCGCUGCCGCCUCUGCCGAGCUGGACGCCGCGCUGGAGGAGCUGGCAGAGCGCUGCGUGGGCCUGCGCGAAGUGCACUGCUUCUGCGUGGUGCGACCCUCCGUGCUGCAUGCCUUCCGCACGCACUGCCCGCGCCUGCGCAGCUACACGCUCAAGCUGACGCGGGAGCCGCAUCCCUGGCGGCCCACGCUUGUGGCGUGAGGCGACAAACCCUCUU